Closterium sp. Yama58-4 is the source of this 2187-nucleotide messenger RNA. NCBI's taxonomy places the organism in Eukaryota, Viridiplantae, Streptophyta, Zygnematophyceae, Desmidiales, Closteriaceae. The record is from the annotation of a GenBank genome assembly.
AUGCACACUGCGCGGACAGGCCGUUCGACUCGUCGGCCACUCCCCCCGUCCCCGUCGCGUGACUCUCUCCGAUCGCCAUUCUGUUCUCUCUCCUCUGCGUCGUCGCUUUCGCCGCUUUUCGUCGUCGCUCGCUCUUUCUCGCCAGCAGCGAUGGGUCGCAAGAAGAAGUUUGUGGACAAGAAGAAUGCGGCGUCGUUCACGCUCAUGUACCGCGAGUCGAACGACCCCGACGCGCCCGGCGAGCGCGUCUUCGUGCGCACGGACGCCGGCAGCAACCACGUGCCGGGAUUCUCGGACGACUACCAGCCGCCGAUCCCGGAAAACGCGGAGGAUUACAGCGGCGAGGAAUGGGAAGAGGAGGAGGAAGAGGAGGAGGGGGGGGAAGGGGAGGGGGAGGGGCGAAGCGUCGCCGGGAGCAGGAGGUCCCGAGCGCAAUCGCACGCCGUCGCUCGCGCGACUGAUGGCGACGACGCGGCGUCUGUCGGAGGACGAUCGCGCGCGAGCACGAUGCGCGGUGGGGGGAGAGGGCGCGACUUAUGGGCGGGCCUGGGGUUGGGCAGGCCGCCCGGGUGGGAUGGCGGGAGCGUGAUGGGAGGAGGGAGCGUGGCCGGCGGCCAGGGCAAGAAGAAACUUUCCGAGAGCGCUCGGCGCGAAAUUAUCGAAUUAGGGUUACCCGACGACGGUUACGACUACACGCAGCACCUUCGCGUGAUCGGGCAGACGAGGACGUUCGCGUCGUUUGUUCCCGCCGAGGCUCCCCCGGCCGCACUGCCCGACGACGUGAAGAUCUAUAAAGCCACGCGCCUUACCGUACGGCCAGACACGUCAGCUGCCACGACAGCAGCCGCCGACGCUCCGGUUGCUGACCUGGAGGUCGUGGCUAAGAUCUCCUCCGUCAUCAAGGAGAUUCGGCCGAAGCGCGGAUUCGCAGCAGCCGCGCCACCCUCUCGCGCAGUUCAAAGCGCAGCGGCGGCUUCCGCGGGAGCGCAAGCGGGGGAAGCAGCUGGCGGAGAGGGCAGCGCAAAUUACCUGGGUGUCUCAGGGCUCGAUCCGGAGGUUUUAGCGCUGCUAGAAGGGGACGGCGGAGAGGUGGAAGCGGGGGAGGGGGAGGAGGGGGAAGAGGUUUACGGGGAGCUUGAAGAUGACUUUGGGGACGGGGAGGAGGCGCGGCGGAGGGCGGAGGAGGAGGCUAAGAGCCGCGCUCAGGCGGAGGAGAAUUUGAGAGCGCUGGAAGAACAUGUGAUGCUGCUCGCUGAGCGGGAAUACGCGGAUGCUGACGUGGACGACUUCUCCGAUGACGAGGACGGGGACCACCGGGGCGGCGGAGGGGCAGCUGGGCAUGCGGAUAUCUCCAUGUUCAGCAACGUGCUGGACGACUUCCUGGAAGCUUCCCGGCGGGAGAGCCUGCUGGAGCUGCGGAAGGGGGGCGCGGUUGUGCGGAUGGGAAAGGGGGAGGGCGGGGGGAAGGGGGAGAGCGGGGGAAAAGGGGAGGGCGGGGGGAAGGGGGAAAGCGGGGGAAAAGGGGAGGGCGCGGAAAAUGGGGAAAGCGGGAGGAAAGGGGAGAGUGGCGGAACAAAGGAGGGGGGGGAAAUGAAGAGUAAAGAGGAUGGGGAGGAGGAAGAGGUGGAAUAUGUAUCGGAGGAGGAGGAGGAGAGGGAGAGGGGCAAGUGGGACUGCGAGUCGAUAGUCUCGACCUACUCUAACCUUGACAACCAUCCUGCACGAAUCUCCGCCCCUUCCAAUUCCCGCAGAAAGGGGAGCAGGGCGGGAGAGGCAGCGGCAGGAGGAGGGGGGGGUGUAGGGGGAGGUGGUGGGAGGAUUGGGGUGGAGGAGAUUAGACUGAAGGGGAAAGCGCAGCUGCCUGCAGGGUUUGUGCCGGGGAGAGUGGGGAGAGAGGGGAGGGACGGGGAGGAGGGGAGAGGGAGUGGGAAGGGGGGUGGGUUGCAGGGGAUUGGGGAGGAUGAGGAGGGGGUGGGGGAGGGAGGAGGGGGUGUUGUGUUUGUGCGGCCGAGAGGGAAGGAGAAGGAGACGCCUGAAGAGAAGAAAGCACGCAAGGAGGCAGUGAAGGCUCAGAAGCGGGCAGCAAGGGAGGCAAAGAAGCAGACAAAAGAGAUGUACAAAGUGGAGGGCAAGAAGGCUCAAAGGGGGGCGGCUUCUACUGUAGCACAGGGGAUACAUCUACUGUAG